Mustela lutreola (European mink) is the source of this 4330-nucleotide messenger RNA. It is a transcript of the gene KANTR, whose product is annotated as KANTR integral membrane protein. The transcript has 3 exons. The coding region runs from base 1219 to 1449 and encodes 76 amino acids. NCBI's taxonomy places the organism in Eukaryota, Metazoa, Chordata, Mammalia, Carnivora, Mustelidae. The record is from RefSeq and is a predicted model, not a curated record.
UCCUGUGAAAGGGUGGGCUUGGCUCAUAAGCCAAUCAAAGACCCCCCCAGGGGGCGGAGUUUUCUUCGGCCUGGAUCCGGGCCUGGGGGGUAAAGCUAAAGUGUUUCCAUCUCCAGCCAAUCCCAGGGAAGGCAGGAGGGCACUCUUCCAAUGGGAGCCAGAGAGUGGUCGGUAGCUGUGGAGGCCUGCUAACCCGCUAGCUCUCUAGCGGGCUGGAGGGACGCGUCCAGUGCGUUCACUAGAGCCAGCCGCCGGCCCCUCGAAUCUGCUAGCGCUCGGCAGCGGCGGCGCGGAGGGCAGGAGGUGUCUGGUCAACGGGUUGCGGAGGAUCGUGCGGGUAGCAAAGGGAGGGCGAGUGCCCCUGCAGUCCCAGACAACAACCAGAACAUGCAUCCCUGUUAGAACCAUCACCCUGCAGCUAGCUUGGACACCAUUAAAAGGGCUCAUCAGCUGCAAACGGAUAGAAGUAUCUGGUAUUCGUGAAGACAGAGUUUUGGGGCUGCCACCUGGAGCUACGCCCUCCAGAAGCCCCUGCUUGGCCUCCCUGCACCCAGCUCCGCACCAGCCAGUCACAACUCCGGCUGUGUGUGGCUUUUCUUGGCAACUGGAACGCAGACUCCUCCAGCAGCUGCACGGCCCCCUUGUCCUCAGUGAACAGAACACCACAGAAGCUGGCUACUGAAGAGGCUGUCCAAGUGAUAGAGCUCCACCUUGGCUCUGCUUAGCACAUUUCCCACAAAGCAGAACUGAGUGCUGGAUGUUCUGCAUUCGUGCUUACUACCCACGGGGACUGUAGAGGGAUUUGUCCGGCCCCAUUUCACUAAGGACCACCCUGUAAGGAUCUCCACAGGAGGCUGCCCAUAGUGAGAAGGGGCCUGCCUGGCUUCUCCACGCCUUAAGGCCUACAGGGACACCUCCAGGGCUGAGGGGAUCAAUACUUUUUCACCUACCCCUGAUCCUCGUUAUCAGCUGGAAAGUUCUGCCUCCUAGUUUUUGUUCUUUUAUUUAUUUAUUUGUUUGGUUUUGGUAGGAAGAGUUUUAACUGCUUCUUCUAUUCCUAUAGUAAUUAGAGGGCUAUUCAGGAUUUCUUUUUGCUUUUUGAGUCAAUUUUGGUAAGUUACCGGUUUCCAGGAAUUGGUCCCUUUUAUCUACAUUCUCGAAUUUAUUGGCAUAAAGUUCCCUUUUUAAAAAAUCCUCUGCUGUAUAUAAUCUGUAACCAUGUCUCCUUUUUCAUUGCUAAUAUUGGUUAUUUGUGCCUUCUCACUUUUUUUCUUGAUCAAUCUCACCAGAGGUUUGUCUAUUUUAUUAGUCUUUUCUAAGAACCAACUUUUGGCUCUGUUGCUCCUCUCUAUCGUGUCUUUGUUUUCUAUUUCUUUAAUUUCCGCUCUUAUCUUUUUUGAUCUCCUUCCUUCCACAUUUUUUGGAUUUAUUCUGUUGUUCUUUUUCUGAUUUCUUAUGUUGGACAUGGAGCUCACUAAUUUUCAGUCUUUCUUGUUUUAUAAUGUGUGCAUUUAAGGAUAUACAUUUCCUUCCAAACACAACUUUUCUACACAUUCAAACAUGUCAUAUUUCAUUAUUGUUCGGUUCCAAGUACUUCAACAUUUCCAUUGUGGUCACUUCUUUGGUGAGUGAUAUAGAAGUGUGUUUAUAAAUUUCUAAAUGUGCGGGGAAGUUUUAAUGUAUCUCUUUGUUAUUGAAAUCUAUCUUAAUUGCAUUAUGGUCUGAGUAUGUGGUCCAUGUGAUAACAACUCUGAAAUUUAUUAAGACUUGUUUUAUGGCUUAAUACAUGAUCAAUAUUUUUGAAUGUUUCCUAUGUGCUUUAUAAGAUGUAUGUUCUCUAAUUGUUGAAUACGGAGUUCUACACAUGUCUUAUCAAAUUUGCUAAUUGUAUUGUUCAGAUUUUCUAUAUCUACACUGAUUUUUUGGUCGUGCUAUGCCAGUAAUUGUAAGAGGUGUGUUCAUUUUCAGCUAUGAUGGUGGAUUUGUCUGUUUCUCCUUAUAGUUCUUUUUAAAAAUUUUAUAUACUUUGAGGAUAUUUUAUUAGGAAUAUUCAAAUGAAGAAUUGUUAUACAUUCCUGGUAAAUAUGUAAUGACCUUCUCUAUUCGCAAUAAUGCAUUUUUUGAAGUCUAUCUUAUCUUAUCUUAACACAAGCUUUUCUUCUUGUUUGGAUUUGUGUGGUAUACAAUUUUCCAUCCUUUCACUGUUCAACAUUUUCAUACCCUUAUGCUUUAAUUAUAUCUCUUGAGAACGGCAUACAGCUGGACUCUUAAAAAAUCUAAUCUGAUGAUCUCUUUUAAUGGGCAAGUGUAGUCUGUUUCCAUUUUCUAUGAUAUAUUUGGACUCGUUUCUACCAUUGUACUACUUCUUUAUUUCUAUUUCCUACCACCACCUUUUCUAUGCUUUGUUUUUCCCUUUCUGGCCUGUUUUUUAGUUUUGAGAUUUGUUUAUUUGCUUUCUUAUUCAAUUUUUUCUUCUGUACUAUUUGAAAUUUACACAUUCUUUUUUUUUACUCUUUCUGUGUUUAUCCUUGAACUUUUACCAUACAUGUGUAACUUAUAAGGUCUAAAGUUAAAUAGCAUUUUAACCUCCCUCUUGAAGAAUGCAGGAACCUUCAACUCUGGUCACUCCUCUUUUUACCACAUGCUAUUGUCUUGAAUAUGUUAGUUUGUUUCUCUUUUUUUCCUAACCUCACAAAUUCUAUAUCAUCAUUAGUAUUAUUUCAUACCUGUUUGGCUUUACAUGCAUACAUUCUUGCAUCUCAGACCAUCAUUCUGGGAUCAUUUUCUUUUAUCAUAAAUACAAUGUUUAGAUGUCCUUUUAGUACAGGUCUCUUGGUGUUCAAUUUUCCCAGUUGUUGUUGUUGUAGGCAAAUGUCUUUAUUCUAUCCUCAUUCUUAAAAAUAAUUUGUUGUCAGUAUUUAGAGGUCUGCUGUCAGUCUAAUUGCUAUUUUUGGUAGGUGUUUUUGUUUUCUUCUACUUGGGCUACUUUUAAGAAAUUCCCUUUGUCUGUCUGUCUGUCUGUCUCUCUCUCUCUCUCUCUCUGAGAGGGGGAUCUGCAAGGGGGCAUGCAGUUUCAUUCUAACAUGUUUAGGCACAUAUUUCUUUUUUAUUCUGCUUUGGAAAUUGUUUCAUGCUUUUGCAUUCAUGUUUUUCAUAACUUCUAGAAAAUUCUCAGCCAUUAUCUUUUCAAAUGUUGUCUUUCUUCCACCCUUUCCAUAUUUUCUUUCUCAGAAUCCAGUCAAUCAUAUUUUGGGCCUCAUUGUAUCUUCCGUAUCUCAUAAUGUCUUGUUGAUAUUUUCUAUUUCCUUGUCUUCCUGUAUUUCAUUCUCAUCAAUUUCUUCAGAUAUAUCUUUUAGUUUACUGAUUCUCUCUUCAGCUCUCUCUGUAGGUUAGCUCUAUUUAAUCUGUCUACUGAGUUUUUUAUUUCAAUAAGUAUAUUUUUCAUGUGUACAAGCUGUGUAUUUUUUGCUUUCUAAUUUGCUUAGUCAUCCCUAAUAGUCUCUUGUUGCUUGCUCACCUUUGUGGUUGUAUCUUUUAUUUAAAAAGAACGUUUUAUACCCUUUUUGUUCAACCAAUAAUCACUGUUUGCAUAAGUAUGACAUUGUCAUUAUUGUUCACAUCUAUACCACAUAGUACACUCUGAUUAUAUAUCCUCUAUUGUAUACCUUUUUGUUUUCCUAGUAAUCAUCUUUGUUUCUUUUGCCUAGUGUUAUCAUGCCUAUUACUAAUUCUUUGAAAUUCCUUUUAAAAUCCAUAUCAUAUCAUGUCUCUCUUCUGCUCAAAAUUCUCCCAUGGCUCCCAGCUCCCUCAGAAGAGAAGCCAAAGCUCUCACCAUGGCCCAACGGUUCACACAAUGUGGUCCUUGUGCCCUUGCUGACCUCAUAUCUUAUUAAUUUUCCCAUUACUCACUCUUUCCUAACCACCCUGGCCUCUUUGCUAUUCCUCAAACAUGUCAGGUACCCUCCCCCUUCAGAGCUGUUGUGCCUGCUAUUCUCACUGCCGGAACACUCUUUGCAUACAGUCUCAUGAGUUUCCCACCCACUUCUAGUAUGCUCAAACGUCACCUCCCUAAAGAAGCAUUCCCUGACCAAACUAGUCCCAUUAACCAGUGUUUUCUAACCCCUUACCCUACUUGAUGUCUUGUGUUUUUGUACAGAACACUGAUCACCACCUGAUAUAUUUUCUAUUUAUUUAUUGUGAUUAGUGUUUGUCUUUUCCCAGUAGACUGUAAGCUCCACAAAGCAGGGAUUUUGUUUUGUUCACUAUUGUAUCCCCAGUGCCAAGAAAAACAGUGCAUAGUAAUAUUUAGUAGACACUCAAUAAAUAUUUA